Molecule: messenger RNA, 2917 nt
Organism: Aethina tumida (small hive beetle)
Lineage: Eukaryota; Metazoa; Arthropoda; Insecta; Coleoptera; Nitidulidae
Product: sphingomyelin phosphodiesterase 4
Exons: 10
Coding region: 168-2753 (861 amino acids)
Biological process (GO): glycerophospholipid catabolic process; ceramide biosynthetic process; sphingomyelin catabolic process
Molecular function (GO): sphingomyelin phosphodiesterase D activity
Source: RefSeq, a predicted model, not a curated record
UUUCACUCUUACCUGAUAUUAGUUAAAUAGUACUUUCUCCUUUUAAUAAUAAUAAUUUAAAAUAUCAAAAUACAGCUUUUAAAAAAUUUCAACUGUUAUCAUGAAACUUCAUUUUAACUAUACUCAUUUGCUUUUGUCAAAUUUCACUGUACAUUUAACUUCAAAUCAUGGACUACAGAACUCCAAAAAAAUACAGUAUUUUAUUUUUUUUUACAUUGGCAAUAGAUUGGCUUGAAGAGCUUAUUGGUUAUGAUUUGAUUUCAAAAAUUCCAGUUUUUACAAUGUAUUCAAAAGAAAAAGAUGGUUUUAUGAAAGGUGUACGUCACGCUUUGGAUCUGCCUCUUUUUAAAAAAUGUGCGGAAUUAACUGUUUUAUUAGACAGAGGCAAUAUUUUGGAACUGCACAAUUUCUUUCCCAUUUUAAUAAACCACAUAUUUGGUCCCCAAGGCAAUUUAGGUUGGGAGUUAAGAACUACUGAUGAAAAUGACUGUGAUAACUUUCGACAGUUGCACCAGUUCUUAUCACCCCACGGACCAGUUUUCAAACUUAUUUACACGUUAUUAAAAGAUCCCGCAAUAAAGUAUGAUUUUUCUUUGUCGUUUUUGCCAACAAGGAUACGGCAAUUUCUUGAACACUCACAAAAUCAUCCUUUUUACUCAGAUUUGGUGCACAUAAAUCCUCAAACUAAAGAAGUUGUAGCUCUUCUAUUAAAUCCUUUUGAUUAUUACAUGUUUCACUUUGCCUACCAUUUAAUAAACCCAUGGCAUCAGAGAGUGUCCUCAGAUAAAUCCUGGAAAACAGUAUACUAUGAAUUAUGUUGUGACUAUAUUUUAUAUUUCCUUCCCACUGAACCAGGAGCUAAUAUCCUUCCAAAUAUUCAGUAUGUGGGUAAAAAUCCAUUGCCCAACCUACAACCUAACAUAAAUCAUAUACCACAACCUGGAACUGGUUUAAUAAACCGAUCAGUUUUAACAAAAGGUGCUGAUGAAACACUUCAUAAAAACUUGGAAAAACACCCUAGAAAUGAAAUAUGGAGAAGUGAAACUGUUUUAACUGUGUUUAUUGACAUUUGGCUGAACAAUGAUCAAGUUACAAAACAAACCAAUGACCUGGAUGCUUCAUUAAAUGGCACAUUUAGACUUAAUGAACUGCCCACAUCUGAAUACAUAAGGAUUUUAAGGGUCUUGAUCAAGCAACUGCAUGCAUUUUCAGCAAGUGCAAAGGCUGAUGACACUAAUUUAUGUGAACUGAAAAAAAUUGCCAUUCCAAUGGUCCAAGGAAAAUUUUACAUAUUUCUAAGGAAUCUGAUACACAAAUGGCCACUGGAUGGUUCAUUUAGACUUGUAUUAGAAUUAUGGCUUACUUACAUUCAACCUUGGAGGUAUCCACCAACAAAUCUAGUCAGGUUGAGAGAACGAAAUGUGGAAGUUGAUGAUCUAACAAGUAAUGGAAAUCAUUUUUGUGAUAGAGAAUAUUUGCCAUUCAUUGCUGAAAAUUUAUUGGCUUAUGUGGUCAUUUUCCAACAGUUAUUGCCAAGAUUCACCAGAGUAGAUCUAGUGAGUCCAAAAAUGUCUUUGAUGCUGUAUAGAAUUGCCAAAGUGUUUGACCAACCGAAUUUGGCUACCUUCCUGAAAGAAAUUGAAAGUUGUGUUGAAAACAAUCACAGCCCAACACAUUACAAAUACAAUUCACAUUGGGCGAGUAGCCUUCCCCCUUUGUCGCCCACCAGCAACUGGUCGUCAAACACGUCAAGUUACGUCAAUAAACCCAAUUCAGUGUCACCGAGAGCUUUAAGAAUCGAUGUAAACGGCACAUCAUUCCUCAACAACAGCAUUCAAAGCGAGAAACGGUGGCAUCCGAUAGUACGACAGAAAAUAUUCGAGUUGGAGGGGCCAAAUUUUUGUUACAAGGCGCUGUUUAUGUCACCUCCGGCCGCUGAAGUUUACGAUCUUAUUUAUCAUAUUAAAAGGAACAUAGUGAUGGCGCAAGAUUUACUUAGGCAGAAGCAACAGGAAGAGGCGCAGUUGACCAACGGGUUUUGGGCUUCUUUGAAGAGUUUGUGGAACCCUCCAUGUUUGGCUGAUGAGUUCACCAUGGUGGAAAGAACGAAGGUUCCAUCCUAUUUGGAAGUUUCUUUGCAAAAUUUAAAGGAUAUUUUCCAAAUUAAUGAGGAAUGUGAAAGAGAACUAGAACAGCCAUCUGUAACAAACAGUGGUAUUGAAUUUACUCAAGACUAUAAGUUUCUUACUCCAGAGAAAGUUAGAAGCAGAAUUAAGAACAUUAAAUAUGAUGGUGAUCCUGAUUUACAUCCCAUUAGAUCUAAUGAAAAUGUAUUUUUAGUACGGAUUUUAUAUCAACUUUCCUUAAAAAUUAACAAAGAGUUUGGACCAACAUUUUACCGAUUAUAUCACACGCCUACAUUCACGGGCAGAUUUGCCAGACAGUUCUUGUGUCCGCCCAUUACAGUGUACAAAUACGAUAAAACGUUGCCAGGAUCUCCAAGAGUCAGCUCAAACUUACCUCCAAGGAUUAGUCUGAGAAAUAUGGCGGGAUACCGAUUCUUAACUUACCUUAUACUGGGAGCACUUUGUGCCUUAAUUAUGGACAUCAGCAUUCCCCUAUAUCUAUUUUUGGUCUUGCUAUCAGUUUUCAUUUAUAAAUGUAUUAAGGCGAUACCUAGCUCUUGCACGUCAGUAAACCACAAUUAUCCCACUCAAGGAUUUGGGAAUAUUAGCUUUAACGACUCAUUUUAACAAAUGGUAUAUAAUGGUAAUUAUUAUGUAAGGCGUGUCUCAAAAUGGUAAUUAUUAUACAAUUAUUGAAUCUAUUUAAUUCACAAAAUUGAUGAGUGAAAUCGAUUGUUUUUUGUUUUCAUAUUUAUAAUGAUUUAUUAAAUAAACAUAUAAAUAUCAAUAAA